This is a messenger RNA of Botrytis porri, 3764 nucleotides long. RefSeq lists its product as uncharacterized. Bases 275 to 1933 code for a protein of 552 amino acids. The record is from RefSeq and is a predicted model, not a curated record. Gene Ontology annotation, molecular function: transmembrane transporter activity. The transcript has 2 exons. Gene Ontology annotation, biological process: transmembrane transport. NCBI's taxonomy places the organism in Eukaryota, Fungi, Ascomycota, Leotiomycetes, Helotiales, Sclerotiniaceae.
CUUUUUUUCUUCCUGGACCGUUUGGGUUAAGUGAAGUGGUCGAAGUCUAUCUGCGGUGAUUGUUCUACGCUUUUUGUUUUGUUUUAUUUUAUCUGGAAGAUGUGAUGUGUUUUCCUGGUUCUUGUACGUUUUUCUGGGAUUGGUUUCCCGUGGUUGCGAUUUUGUGAAGUUUGAAUCUUGAAGUUUGAAGUUUGAAGUUUGAAUCUGCAGAGAAUAUUGAGAUUGGAGGAAAGUAAGUAUAGUAGCGAGGUAAAGAAGGAACAAAAAGAAGCAUAUGAUGCUCAAUUCCGAAACGGAAAUCGAGGGGGAUUUAUCGGGAAGGGAUAUAGAGAAGGAGGAAAGGGCAAUGGGAAGUUCAAACGCCACUUCAAUGCUGGAGCACGAUGGAGAAACUACAGAUGUUGAGACGCCACCUCGACGCCUAAGUUCGCAAUUGUCGAGAUCACAGUCGAUUUCGCAGUCUGAGAUUCAGAGAAAUCCUGUCGUUGAUCAUGAGAAAAGUUCGGCGCAGGAUGAGAGUCCAGAUAUGAGAAUAUUGGUGGAUUGGGAUGGAGAUGAUGAUCAAGAAAAUCCGCGGAAUUGGUCGACGUUGUACAAGAGUUGGAUAACGUUUCAGUUGGGCAUGUUGGCUUUGAGUGCCAGUUUGGGGAGUAGUAUUAUUAGUCCGGCGGGAAAAACGAUUGCGGCGUAUGUUGGUGUUACUUCAGAAGUCAGUGUGUUGAGUAUUAGUCUGUAUAUAUUAGGAUUCGCAUUUGGACCACUUUGCUGGGCACCAAUAUCUGAGCUUUGGGGAAGAAGAUGGAGUAUGUUACCCCCGAUAUUUUGUUUGGGACUGUUUUCCAUUGGAACGGCUACAAGUACAAACGCGGCAUCAAUUUUCAUAACGAGAUUCUUUGGAGGGUUAUUCGGAUCGGCACCCGUUUCGAAUGUUUCUGCAGCGUUGGGGGAUAUAUGGAGUCCUAAAGCUCGAGGGACGGCAGUUACAUUCUAUGCAGUGGCAGUUGUAGGUGGACCGACACUAGGACCUUUAAUUGGAAGUGCCUUGCUUGUGAAUCCACAUUUGGGAUGGAGAUGGACAGAAUAUCUCGAGGCGAUUUGGGUGUUUGCAAUGUUCGGAAUGUGUUUAAUAUGUCUCCCCGAAGUCUAUACGCCCGUCCUCCUCAAGAAAAAAGCCGCUCGUCUUCGCAAAGAAACAGGAAAUAAUGCCUAUUACCAUCCACACGAAGAAAUAAAACUCGAUGCCAAGACCAUUGUCACGAAGCACUUCUCAAGACCCCUCCUCAUGCUUACUACAGAGCCCAUGGUUACCUGUAUAGCUUUCUACGCCUCCUUCGUCUACGCCAUCCUCUACCUCACUCUCGAAGUCUUCCCCAUCGUCUUCUCCGAUAACCGCGGCUGGUCCUCCGUCAUCGCUUCCCUCCCUUUCCUCGGCCUCUUCGUCGGAGUCAAUCUAGCCGUCGUAGUCAAUCUUGGCAAUCAACCUCGCUACGCUCGUAUCGUCGACGCAGCAGGUGGACGGCCCGUCCCCGAAGCGCGUCUCGCCCCCAUGGCACUCGGAGGUAUUUUAUUCGCAAUCGGACUUCUCUGGUUUGGAUGGACGGCUGCGCCAAAUAUCCAUUGGAUUCUUCCAGUCAUUGCUUCGGUAUUCAUCGGCGCUGGGUUUAAUAUUAUUUUCCAACAGUGUAUCAAUUUUUUAGUUGAUACUUAUGCAUUGUAUGCGGCAAGUGCGGUUAGUGCGAAUACUUUCCUGAGAAGUAUCCUGGCGACUGGAUUUCCGCUGGCCGCGGGCCCGAUGUUUAGAGCUAUGGGUGUAGGACCAGCAAUGAGUGUGUUGGGUGGAGUGGCUACUCUGGCUAUACCGGUGCCGUUUUUGUUUAUGAAGUAUGGGGUUACGUUGAGGAGGAAGAGUAAAUUUGCUCCAUUUAAGGAUUAGAUGAUUUGGCGAUGAAGGGAUGAGGUGGUGGUUGUAAAUAUUCAGAUGUUAGCACAUAGAACGAAGUACAUACAUGAAUUUGAAGACCAUGAAUAUAUAGAUGUAACACUUGUUGUUCAGUAACACACGAGCUCGAAAAACGGCUUUCAACAUCCUUGCAUCUUUUCUUUUUCGGGAGCUAUUCAUCAAUUCUUGAAUCAAAUCUGUAAUGAUUGGGGUAUCCAACCCAAUCGCAAUAAUCAUACUUUUUUCCCAUCCCCUCUAUCAUAUAAACUACGUAAUUCAUCUCACUACCUCUUCAUCGCUAAAUAAAAAUUGAAUGAAAGUAACUGCACCCCCGAGACGAAGUCUAUACGUAUAAUCCAACAUCUUGUGAUUCUCAUUCGGGGAAACUCAUUUGGAGUUGAAUGAUGUGCGAAUUGGUAGAGAGGUUGAGAAUUUGAAGAUUCAAAAAUUUGAGGGGAAUAUGGAUAUGGGGUGGAAACAGAGUGGGGUGUAGAUACAGUCAAUAGGGGUUCGGAUAUCGAUGGAUAUCGAGGGUUAUUUGAUUUUCUUGCUUGUUGGGAUGGAAGGUGAAAGGUGAGCAGAGCAGGUAUCAGUAUUUACCUAGGUAGCAUAGCUUUCCUGUGGGUAUUAUUUAUGAUGCCAUCAUCGAAAGAUAGCAAAUCAUCGCAUAAGCGACAUUGCUUUGAAGGAAAUAGUACUGGACACUGGCUUACCUACCUAGUAUUCAAGAUAGAGUUCUCAAUUGGAUAUGCUUUGGUAUCUUUUGUAUACCUACUUUGCGUUGAGGUGGUUAUGUUGAUAUUGUUAUUCGAUUAGAUUGGGGACGGUGGGGGAAUCUUCUCCUUCCUCAUUAUCGGAGAUCCCCCCACUCCCAGUGCGAAAGUUCCAUACGCUCUUUCUGAGGGUUGUGGUGAGGUUUCGUUCUUGUCUUAUCCUGCAAACUUGCACAGGUUGGGAGAUCUGAAGCUGGAAUCGCUUGGUUCGAUCAAGCACCAAGUGCAGUGUAAAUAUUGGGAGUGUUUUUCCGUCUUUGGUUCCCGGACUGGAAGUUUUGGAAGAAUGUGGAUGUUCUAUGAUAGGAUUGUGGAGAUCAUGGAUGGAUGCUACUGGAGGAUUCAAGAAGUAAGUUCCAUCGAAUAGAAGAGGCUGGUUCUGAGAUUGAAUUCGUGGUAUCUAUAUCUGGUAACUUUCGUGAGUGUCGUUUUAGCCUUGUGAUCUUGGAAGGAGAAAAAGGGAGGGUUGGAAGUUGUUCUUCAUGCGGGAGGCCUCUAGAGUAUCUUGGAAACCAGAAGGACUAGAUGGUCUUGGAGUAUUGAAGCGCACCAAGACUUGUCAUUGCACGCCAAAAAGAUGGGAUGUGGGUGGCGUGGGAACUAAUAGGAGAAACAGACGGCUUCAGGCACGUGUGACAUUCCUCGAAGAACACAAACUCGACAUGCAAGAUUGGCAAUGGGCUUUGAAAAGUUUCUUACAUUCCGAAAGGAUUCUUUUGAAUGGCAUUGCUGAAUUUAUUGGAUUCAUUCACUAUAGGAAGGAAUGAUGCAUCCUUGGGGUCUGCGAAUCUGGUAUGUUGGUUAUGGGAUUAGAAGUUGUGUGUGCGAUGAUUCGAAGCCGGAAGAUUCAUGGACAGGCUUCCCUUGUGCUGCUGAGUAUGUUAUUAUGUUUGUCAAUGAGUAAACUGGGAAAACGUAUCAUAUAUCAGAUGAAUCCUCCAUUCGUUCGGGAAUCAUUACAGCGACCUGAUACCCAUAGGGGGAAAACUUCGAUAAAGUCAGUUUCAGGAGUUUCCGGUAUCGUUAUGGAAAGCCCAGAAACCAUGGAGAGU